Molecule: messenger RNA, 744 nt
Organism: Brassica oleracea var. oleracea
Lineage: Eukaryota; Viridiplantae; Streptophyta; Magnoliopsida; Brassicales; Brassicaceae
Product: aspartic proteinase oryzasin-1-like
Exons: 3
Biological process (GO): proteolysis
Molecular function (GO): aspartic-type endopeptidase activity
Source: RefSeq, a predicted model, not a curated record
UUACGCAUCAAACAGCAAGCGUUCAUCGAGGCAACUGAAGCUCCAGGUAGACGGAUUUACGAAAGGCCGUGGGAUGGCAUAUUUGGACUUUCCGGCCUAUCGAAAUCGGCCAUCACAGGAGCUCGUCCCAUCUGGAGAACGAUGAUGGAUGAAGGGGUAGUUACAAAGAAAGUGUUCUCGAUAUGGCUUCGACGGUACAGUGAUUCUGGUGAAAACGGUGGAGAAAUAGUCUUUGGAGGUAUAGACCAAGAGCACUUCACCGGAGCUCAUACCUACGUUGAUGCGGAAGGGCCGCAUAACACCUUCAAGAUUAACUCCUUUUUUGUGGGCAAAAUUGACACGAAAGUUUGCUCCAAGGGAUGCAAAGUUCUUGUGGACUCGGGGAGUACAUACAUUCGUGGUCCACCGAAUUUGAUCGUCAAGAUUAAUAAGCAAAUCGGAAUAGCAGCAGACUGCUCUAAUUAUGACAAGCUGUCUGAAUUUAUAAGCUUCACAAUAGCCGCAAAGACUUUUACCCUCACACCACGCGAUAACACUGUGUUUGACUCUGUGAGCAUACAUUGUUUGAUUAUCUUCAGCAACAUCUCGGCCGAUACGUCUAGGGUUUACCUUGCGUUGGAGGAGAUAAUGGCUGACGUUCUCUCCAACUUGCAUGAUAUCCAAAAGAGUUUGGGGUUUUGGCAAUCUAGAGCUGAGGUGAAUCAAUCAAUCAACACAACAAUGUUCCUUGUCUUUUUCACUUGA